AUGGGGAAGGGCGUCCCCUGUAUGCGACGUGCAGGAGCUUCGCCUGACUCCAGUGAGAAAUAUGCGAGGGCUACUCAGUCUGGAGCUGACUCGGCCAACGACGAUAGCUCCAAAGCCAAAGAACAGAAAUUGGAUAGGGAUUAUAUUAUGAAUUGGAACGAAGGAAAAUGUGACAGUACGGCAAACCUAAGAGAUAUCACGAGUUGUAAAAUAAUUUACGGGGAGAGUACAGCAUCGCAGCAUAAGGUUGUUGCGAUGGACUGGGAGUAUGAGAGGAAAUAUAAAUGUGGCAAGAGCCAAGGCUAUAGCACUGGAUAUGUACAAAGAGUCAGAAGAAAAGGGGGAAGAAAACCAAAAUUGAGAACUGCAAAGGCCCGGGAUAAAGCAACCAAAGAAUACACCCAGAUUAUACAGAUGGAAGAUGGAGAGGGAAUGGUGCAAAAUAAAGAGGAGAAGAUCAGAGACAGAUGGAAAAGCUACUUUGAAUCCUUGUUGAACGAAGAAAAUCAUAGAGCAGUUUUUGAGGAUGGAGCUCCUAACUUUGGAGUGCCCUGUGAUAUAAGGAGGCAGGAAGUUAAAGAUGCAUUGAGGAAGAUGAAAAAUGUCAAAGCGACUGGACCUGACAACAUACCAGCAGAAGUCUGGAAGUGUCUAGGGGAUGAAGGAAUUGAUAUGUUGUGGGAUUUAAUGACAAAAAUCUGUGAGGAGGAAAAGAUCCCCAAUAAGUGGAGGGAUAAUGUCAUUAUACCUAUAUAG
Molecule: messenger RNA, 756 nt
Organism: Penaeus vannamei (Pacific white shrimp)
Lineage: Eukaryota; Metazoa; Arthropoda; Malacostraca; Decapoda; Penaeidae
Source: RefSeq, a predicted model, not a curated record